GAUACUGAAGACAAUAAAAACGCAAUGCAUGGUUUCAGAGGUCAUUGUUUAACACGCAGAAACCGUCAAGAACAUUUUCUUAGCCGCCACUUGUUUACAUACGCCGUGUAGCUUGAAAUAUCAUCAGCAUUUGCAGUUUCUUUCUCUCGGAUGUGCUCUUAAUCCCCUCCAGCCACCGGAAGCGCUAGAUAAAGCCGAGGUUGCAAAGUGCGUCACAUCGCGGAGCUGCUGAGAGUUAACGGGACUUGCCGUCCAGCACCGACAGUCUUCCCCUUAUCUUUUUUUUUUUGCACUAGAAAAACCAGAGGUGACGUUUUCUCUCCAUCAUGGUGAAGAUCGCGUUUAACUCGGCUCUGGCGCAGAAGGCGCUGGGCAAAGAAGUGCCAGCCGCGGAGAAGGAUCCUGAGCUGGCCUCUGCUCAUGUUGGCAGCGAGGGCUCCACAGGUCGCUGUCUGCUCACCCUGCUGGGCAUCGCCUUCAUCCUCAGUGGGCUCAUCGUGGGGGGAGCAUGUCUCUAUCGAUAUUUCACCCCCAAGAGGCUGUAUCACGGAGCGAUGCAGUUCAAUGAUGUGUCAGCUGGAGCUGGAGGAGAGAACCGGCCGUACUACCUGCCCCGGGUGGAGGAGGAGGUGGAGAUCUCUGACAGCAUGGCCGUGAUCAGCGUCCCACCUCCCCGCUUCAGACCUGGAGACCCUGCUUACAUCCUCCAUGACUUCAAUAGGAAGCUGACAGCGUACCUGGACCUGACCCUGAGGACCUGCUUUGUGAUUCCUCUGAACACCUCAGUGGUGCUCCCCCCACAGGACCUCAUUGACCUCUUCUCACAGCUGAUGUCUGGCUCUUACCGCAGCUACUUGGUGCACGAGGACCUGGUGGUGACGGAGCGUAUCGAGGAUAUCAAGCCUCUGGGCUUCUAUAUCCGCCGGCUGUGUGACGGAAAGGAGACAUACAGGAUGCAACGCCGCUCCAGCCUGCCAGGUCUGGAUGGACUGAACAGUGGAGGGAUCCAUAAGCGCUCUGCAGACAAAUGUUUCACCAUCCACCACUUUGAAAACAAGUUUGUGACUGAAACCAGGAUCUGCAAGGCUUGAUGGGAAUGCAUAAGCGUAGGUCAGAAAGCAAAUAAGAGAGAGCAAGUGACCAGAGAGAGAGAGAGAGACUAAAGAGUAGGAGGUAAUCUUGAAGCAGGAAACAACUUUUAGCAGAAAGUUUCUUUUGUAUAGAACUCUUAACUCCCCUGCUUUAACCCCAGUGAUGAAGUGAAUUUUUCCUUACGUUGUCGUAUAGCAAACCCCUUUCUGCUUCACUUUCCUGAACCUGUAUAAAUCAUCGCUCUCUUGCUCAAAUACUCACUAGUUAGUCUCGUACUGAUAACCAGUGUUAGCCUGCUUUCUAAGGAGUUAAAAUCCGUCUUAUUUGUCAUUUCUGUUUCUGUUUUGUUGCUGUAGCUUCCUUCUGACUUAUCUUAUUAUUGUAACUGUAAUACAACAUCCAGUCACCUCCAGACGAGGGUUAUUACUCCUACUACUGAAUAUCCUAGAGUUACUGAGAAGUCGUCGAUAUCAGACGUGUCUGUGCGUCCGCCUACUGUUCUGAUCUGCUGUAUGUUAUAUUGUGAUUUAGCACUAAGUCACCCUGGAUAUGUUCGGUACAGUUUAGCUACAGUACACGUGUAACAUGGUAGUCAGUGUCAUUAACGGGGGGGAACUAACCCAGAGCUCACAGUCUCCAUUUUUUAGUAGACGUUUCCCAGAGUGCCCUGCUGCUCCCAGAGGCUCUCUGCUGUCCUACUGUGAUGUUUCUUUUAUUAAUGAUGUCAUACCUGAAGGUGAACAGUCCAGCACUCUAUACGACCAGUGUUUGUGUUUGUGUAGUUGACUUUAUAUGUGACACUAGAACCUGAAGGACAAGUUGAGCAGACAUGAAGUGAAUAAGCUAAAGGGAAAUUAUGUCAAAUUUUGUGAAUUUUUAUAUUGAUGAAUUUCUUGUCCAAUAACAUGAACACGAGGUUACUUGAAAUAAAUAUCUCAAUACAAGAGGCGUCAAGUUUUGCAGCUAAAAGACUGGAUUUACAGUUUUCACAGGAACAGUUUAAUGCAUAAAAAUACUCCAAUAAAUCCGUACACCUGAUUUGAAUAAAAAAAAAAAAAACUCUGAAAAAGAACAUUUGGAAGUGUGAAAAAUGGCCUUUUGCCAAAUAACUCAUUUUCAGUGGUUUCCAAGACGAUGCCUGCACAGAAAGACAAUCAGACAGGAAGUGUGCUUGUUUUAAAAAAAAAAAGGGUUACUGUCUGAGCUUUUUUUAACAAUACUCAAAUGUGAUUAAAUCCAAUGUUGUGUCCAGCUACUGAAAUGAAUUUCACUUUUGUCAUGAAAUAAAGUUAAAUUUCUCUA
Labrus bergylta (ballan wrasse) is the source of this 2394-nucleotide messenger RNA. RefSeq names its product integral membrane protein 2A. The record is from RefSeq and is a predicted model, not a curated record. Gene Ontology annotation, biological process: negative regulation of amyloid precursor protein biosynthetic process. Lineage: Eukaryota; Metazoa; Chordata; Actinopteri; Labriformes; Labridae. Gene Ontology annotation, molecular function: amyloid-beta binding. Gene Ontology annotation, cellular component: Golgi apparatus; extracellular exosome; plasma membrane.